Saccharomyces mikatae IFO 1815 is the source of this 684-nucleotide messenger RNA. It is a transcript of the gene GLC8, whose product is annotated as PP1-complex regulatory subunit GLC8. Gene Ontology annotation, molecular function: protein phosphatase inhibitor activity. NCBI's taxonomy places the organism in Eukaryota, Fungi, Ascomycota, Saccharomycetes, Saccharomycetales, Saccharomycetaceae. The transcript has a single exon. The record is from RefSeq and is a predicted model, not a curated record. Bases 1 to 684 code for a protein of 227 amino acids. Gene Ontology annotation, biological process: regulation of signal transduction.
AUGGGAGGUAUACUUAAGAACCCGCUGGCUUUAUCACCGGAACAGUUAGCGCAGCAAGAUCCGGAAACGCUUGAGGAAUUUAGAAGACAGGUUUAUGAAAAUACGCAGAAGAAUGCUAAAUUGACAUCACACAAGAGGAAUAUACCGGGACUAGAUCAUGCAGGAGAAGAGACGGAAGUAGCUGGAACAUCGAAAGCCUUUCUUCCAAAGGAUACCUUGUCAUUGAAACAUGAGCAAGAUAUGUUGGCCAAAAUGACACCGGAGGAGAGGGUUCAGUGGAAUCAGAGGAAUUUGGCCGAAAAUGAAAUAACGAAACAGCAAUUCCAGGAUAUCCAUAUAGAUGAGCCCAAGACCCCCUACCAAGGUGCUGUAGACCCCCACGGAGAGUACUACAGAGUAGAUGAUGAUGAAGAAGAGGAUAAAAGACGUAGUCAGGUGGCAAACGACGAUAUCGACGAUUUGUCACUGGGGGAACCGGAAUUCGAAAUCAAAGAGAACAAACAGCCUGAUAUCGAGACGAAUGAUGAGAAUGAUGAGAAUGACGAAGAUUCUUCAGAAGCUAGGCAUAAAAAAUUUGAAGAAAUGAGGAAAAAGCAUUACGACGUAAGGGCUAUUUUCAACAAAAAGUCUCAUCAAGGGCCUGAGGAUGAAAAUGAAGAUGCCAAUACGAGAAAAGAACAAUAA